Puntigrus tetrazona (Sumatra barb) is the source of this 3189-nucleotide messenger RNA. RefSeq names its product NIMA-related kinase 12 (gene nek12). Gene Ontology annotation, molecular function: protein kinase activity; ATP binding. Lineage: Eukaryota; Metazoa; Chordata; Actinopteri; Cypriniformes; Cyprinidae. The coding region runs from base 221 to 1681 and encodes 486 amino acids. The record is from RefSeq and is a predicted model, not a curated record. The transcript is spliced from 4 exons. Gene Ontology annotation, biological process: protein phosphorylation.
CCGCCUUCUGCUCUUGACUCAACGAAGUUCAACGACGCGUUAUUUUAAAAGCACAUAAAUUAGACUAGUUUUUGUCAAUAAGACAUGAUGACUUACAGACAGACCAUUUCUUAUCCAGAAGAUAAGUGGCCAUAAUCAUAUCCAGCUCUCAGUGGCACAAACGAAACGUUCCUGCGAUCAGCAAAUGAAUAAAGAACAUGUUCAGUGAAUUCAAAGGGUCAUGGAGAAUUAUGAUAAAGUCCUGACUCUUGGCAGAGGAGGAGCAGGUGUUGUGAUGUUAAUGAAAAAUGUCGAUACAAAGAAAUUAUGCGCAGUCAAGAGAAUACACGUCGACAGUUCCCGAAAAACAAAGACCAAAGAUGCUGUGUUGCAAGAGGCAGAUAUUCUCAGGAGCUUAAAGCACCCUCAUAUUAUAACAUGGAUCGACACUUUCUUUGACACGACUAAUGAGCAUAUUUACAUUGUUAUGGAUUAUUGCGAUGGUGGGACGUUGGACGACCACAUUAAAGAGCAGAAGAGCGGGGAGUACUUCGCAGAAUGCAAAAUCAUGGACUGGUUUGUGCAAGUGGUCAUGGCCAUCAGCUACAUCCACUCUGAAAAAAUCCUUCACAGAGAUAUCAAGCCCUCCAACGUGCUGAUAACCAAGAGAGGCGUGAUAAAGCUUGGAGAUUUUGGAAUAUCAAAGAUCAUGAACCACACACUCGAUAUGGCCUCCACUUGUGUGGGAACCCCAAGUUAUCUGAGUCCCGAACUGUGUCAGGAUGUCCCAUACAGCACCAAAUCUGACAUAUGGGCUGUUGGAUGCCUGCUAUAUGAGCUCUGUGCCCUCAAACCAGCUUUCGAAGCUAAAAAUCUCCUGAGUCUGUUUUACAAAAUCAUAAAAGGAGAGUACACCCAGAUCCCCCAGAGGUACUCAGAAGGCAUCCAUAUAUUAAUCGAGAAAAUGCUGUCCUUGGUCCCUGAGAAUAGACCGAGUGCGAGCAAUCUACUUAGCAUGACCUAUAUGCAAGAACAUCUGGGAAACUUCAUUGCGUAUCAGGAGAAAGAACUUACGAAGGUGAAUGCUGAAUCCAGACCUCAAACAAAAGAAGAUUUUAAUGGAGAAAUGGCAACUAUGGAAAGAAGAACAGAUAGCGCCUCAGCUCUGCAAACGGAGACGUCAUGCGGUGCUGAGGAGGAAGUGUUUCAUGAAGGAACAGAGUCUGAUUAUUCAGAGGACUUUGAUGAACAUGAUAGCUGUGCCUCCUCAGAGGAAGUUUAUAGAGAAGACGUGUCCUCCAGCCUCGCCAAUGUGGCUGAAGAGGCUUUUGAGGAAUCAAGUGUUGUGUCUGAAGAUGAAGACAUCUCUGACUAUCCAGAUGACUUUGAAGAAGCCGAGGAUGAUGACCUGGCUGAAGUGGUCAGCUACGCCAGAGACGCCAUGAACUGUGUUUCAGAGAACGACAUGCUUGAUGUAGAACUGGAACUCAAAGAUGCAGGCGGCUUUUCUGUCACGAUGAAAGUGUUAAAAGAGAAAUACAUGGAAGAUGUUGGUGCCUCGGUCUAUGAGGAAAUCAGCGGGCACUUUCUAAAUGGACUCACGCCAGAAGACCUGCAGCCACAAUUCCAGCACAUGAUCGGCACAGACCAUCUGGAGACCUGCUACCUCAUUUUCAACCUUGACCAAGAGACCACAUGCUGAAUCAUGUCUGUUCAUAUGCUAAUUAUAAGUAAUAUUAUGAAAUAAUGAGGUCUUGUAAAUAUUUGACAUAAAAAAAACGGGACGUUUGCAUUAGGAAUUCAGUACUCCUUAGAAAGUGCUGCCUCGUGUAACCAGUAGGUGGCACUCUGUAGUAAGAAAUUGUAGUCUUGCUUAAACACACCAAUCCAGAAAAUGAGCACAUCAUAGUCUCCCAUCUCGACACUAUUAGUCACAUGACAGGGACUAAAGCAUAAAACUGCUGCAUUUUAAAUUCACUAUAUAGUGAAAACAGAAAUUCAUUAACGGUAGCACGCAGUCGAUGUAACCCAUUUUUCUGCACAGGUCUGAGAAAUGAUCUCUCAACAUAUUCAUUAAACGAUGCUUGUAAAUGUAAAAAUAGUGGAUGAUAUCUUGUGCGCAUUUCAAGAGACAUUUGCUGAAUUUGGAAAUUUAUGGGCCACAGCUGCAGUUGUUUUCCACUUAAGGCGUUUUCCCUUUAACUUGCCCAGAUUAUUUCUAUGGGGAAUUAGCAUGUGAUCAAGAAACUGCCAUGUGUAACUGUAUGAAGGACCCUGUAUUGUAUUUCAUUAGGAAUGUUGACAAUCUGCCUCUAGAGGAAAGUGUGUUAUCAAGCCAGCGCUAGCAUGGGAAAGCUGCAUCAAUUUCUUUUGCCAGACAUCGAUGUCCUCACAUAAUGAGGUUUUAGCUGUAGAUGGUCUUCGCAUUUAGUUUUUUUUAUACCUCUUUAUUGUAUUGAUGACAUUUAGAGACAAAUUCUCAAAUUGCAUCAGUUCCAGGUAGGGUCUGUUUUUAUAUUGUAUUUAAAUAAUUUUUCAGAAUUAUUAUGGUCCACAAGUACUUUAUACCAAAAGGGUCUUCAGUAAAGACAUGCGAAUCCUUGUUCAUCAGAAAUCAAGGCCAUGUUGAUGUCAAAACAAGUGUGUGUUUUACAGAUGGAGUGGAACAGAUGUAGAAUACCUCCAGCUAUUACGUUACAAACUUAAAAAAUUAAAGCAAGACAACUUAGAACAUUAAAAAUGCAAAGUCAUUCCCAUAAAAUACAUUUAUUUUUCAUGUCAUGUCCUGGAAAGAGUAAAGCACGGAUAGAGGAGUAAUUCAGGAUAGCGCUUUAAACAUUUUUUCCAUAAGCCUGAUGGAUUGCAGUGUGUUUCUUUAUUUAUCCGUCUAUGCAUUGAGUGGAUGAGAGACCAGAAUAGAUGCAGACAGGCCUGAGACCGCUUUGAGUCGCAAUCACCUCUGUGCCUUGUCACUUUAAAACCUGUCAAUAUUUCAUCCAUAGUAAAACUAGGGACUGGAGGAGCUUGUCACUUGUGUCUUCGGGGCUUAGUACUAAGUUUGAUGCAUUAUUGACUGAUUGCUGCAUGAGUGCUCCACCCUUCAGCUCAAAUGUGUUUCUUCUUGCUUUUUUUUUUUGUUUGCAUAUUAUUCAAAAAUGAGGCUAGGGUCCUAAUUAAGAAUCUUUCUUUGUUUUUGAGUUGGAGUUUGUA